GGCGGUCAGAAGGUUCUGGCAGCCGCGGAGGGGUCGGAGGUGUUGGCGGCAGCAGCGGGGGGAGCAGCGGUGCUGCGCGGCCACAGCGUCUCGCCAUGACCCGUGGGAACCAGCGUGAACUUGCCCGCCAGAAGAACCUGAAGAAGACUCAGGAAAACCACAAAGGGAAAAGGAAAGAGGAUAGCUUGACUGCCUCUCAGAGAAAACAGAGGGAUUCUGAAAUUAUGCAGCAAAAACAAAAAGCGGCUAAUGAAAGGAAGUCUCUGCAGACAGGAGCAAAAUGAGCUCCCUAUAUGGAGAAGAGUGCACCAAUGAAGCAAGAGGGCCUACAUUCAGAAAAGUGUUCAGCCAUUAACUGAUAAAGUCUGUCUUGCAGAGUUGUUCAACUAUCAUUAAUUUAGGGUAUUUUCUGAUUAGCAUAGGUGUAGUUGUCUGGAGUGCUGUUGCAAACCUAACUACACUUUUCUGCAUGCACAUGAAUAAAUGUACCACGCAAUAGCUUUACUGUAGCUUUUGCUGUAUUUGUUGUUUCACUUAAUGGUUCCAUUAACAAUUACUUUCCAAGUUUACAGUUGGACCAGAGUGUUGUACAGCUUCAAUGAGAAUGGCACACUCUUGCAAAAUGUGCUUUACCCUACACAGGUCUGAACUGUAAAUCUCAAAUGAUUUUUACAAUAAAAUGUUGCAUGAGAUACUGUCUAAUCUGACAUGGUUAUGUUUGAUCAGUUGAUUACUAAGAAGCUACUGAGAACACAGUAUACGGAAUUGUUGAGAAAAGCAACAGAAGUAUGUCAGUGUCACAAUGUAAAUAUAAGUAAAGUGUGUAUGUAGUGCAUAUUGCUAGCCAUAUAAUAUGCAGAGGGAAGUCCACCUAUAGAAAAAGAUGCCUGUUGAGCUUUAGACUUCACUGGUAUACACUGGUGACUGGAUCUACUACCAGUGCUCAUCCUGGAGAAGCUGCAGUUAACAAGUUGCAGAUGUAAGCUGAUUGUAAAACUGCUGUGUCACUAAAAUGUUUCGAAAUGGCUGCUUAAACUGUCCUCAAGAAUAAAAUUCGGUGUUGCUAUAGCA
This is a messenger RNA of Calypte anna (Anna's hummingbird), 1071 nucleotides long. RefSeq names its product small EDRK-rich factor 1. The transcript is spliced from 3 exons. The coding region runs from base 96 to 284 and encodes 62 amino acids. NCBI's taxonomy places the organism in Eukaryota, Metazoa, Chordata, Aves, Apodiformes, Trochilidae. The record is from RefSeq and is a predicted model, not a curated record.